AAGCAACAAACAAUCAAAAAGAGGGGUUCAUCUUCUCGAGAAAUCUUUCGGAUUUUGUGGUCGUUGGCUCCGUAGGUUUUCGAUCUUGUUCCGACAGUUGCCUGAGAUUAUCUGCAAUAAUGGCGACAGAGCCGAAGGCGGCGACUGAAGACGUCAAGAUGGAUUUGUUCGAGGAUGAUGACGAGUUUGAGGAAUUCGAAAUCGACGAAGAUUGGGAGGAGAAGGGGGAGGACGUGAAGGAAAUGACACAGCAGUGGGAAGACGAUUGGGAUGAUGACGAUGUCAACGACGACUUCUCUCUUCAGUUGAGGAAAGAACUAGAGAGCAACACCGGAAAGAACUGAGGUCUGCUUCUUGUUAUUAUAUCUCUCUCUCCUUUCAUCCUUAAUACCUUUUACCGAUCUUGAACAUUGGCCAAAACUCUACUCUCUAGGAGUCGGUUGGUUAAUCGGUUCUCGUGUUCAUCUGUUCGUGGCGUGCUACGGUUUUCCUGGGUAUGUUUUAUAUUAUCUAAGAUGGUGAUUCUUGUUAGUUAUUUGAGGGCUGAAUACAAUCCCAUUGAACUUUUGAUCAUUUGAGAUGAAGAAUACAGUCUUAUUGAACUCGUUCA
Messenger RNA from Tarenaya hassleriana, 610 nucleotides. RefSeq names its product protein DELETION OF SUV3 SUPPRESSOR 1(I)-like. Bases 120 to 344 code for a protein of 74 amino acids. Gene Ontology annotation, biological process: mRNA export from nucleus; double-strand break repair via homologous recombination; proteasome assembly. Gene Ontology annotation, cellular component: proteasome regulatory particle, lid subcomplex; proteasome complex. The record is from RefSeq and is a predicted model, not a curated record. NCBI's taxonomy places the organism in Eukaryota, Viridiplantae, Streptophyta, Magnoliopsida, Brassicales, Cleomaceae. The transcript is spliced from 3 exons.